AUGAUACUCGGCUCUGCAGAAGAAACCGUUAAUGAGGACGAACCAUAUAUUUCUGACGACCCGUCUGCAUCGUCGAAUCCGUUCUACAAUACAGUUCCACCGGGAUGUUUCUGGCCAUCGCUAAUCGUCGCGAUUUUGGCACCUGUCCUCUUGUAUUUACUCUGCCGAAUCAGCCCCGAUCUCUUCAGCUAUAGCCUCGACUCUCGCCGCAGACAAGGCCGCUGCAACCGCCCUCAAAGUCAAGGGCAAUCAGGCCUUGCGCAACAUGACUGGCCCUCUACUAUCGACUAUUACACCAAGGCGAUAGAAAAGCAUGACGCAGGCCCGUCGUUGUAUUGCAACCAAGCGCAGGCCAACAUCAAGCUUGAAGCCUACGGCUAUGCCAUCGCUGACGCUACCAAAGCGAUCGAACUCGACAUGUCUGGCCUGAGCUUAGUGUCCAGUGUCACCUGGGUGUUGGUGACGCAGAGCCUGGGUGCGCUCGGUUCGGUCGGCACUCAACAGGCAAAGAACGUCUACGGCGCGGGCAAAGUCUUCACGACCGUCUCGACGCCCAAAGUCCCCCUCGUCGAGACCUACACACCGAGCAUCGUUGACAAGGUCAUCGACUACUUUCAGGAAAGACUAGGUCUGAUCACAGCCAUAACCCAAGCUGUACUCACCGUGAGCAGCAACUAUGAUCACCUGUGCAUUCAGCGAAAAGAAGCAGGCAAGUCCGAUUGA
Messenger RNA from Fonsecaea pedrosoi CBS 271.37, 723 nucleotides. RefSeq lists its product as uncharacterized. The transcript has 3 exons. The record is from RefSeq and is a predicted model, not a curated record. The coding region runs from base 1 to 723 and encodes 240 amino acids. Gene Ontology annotation, cellular component: TRC complex; membrane. Gene Ontology annotation, molecular function: molecular adaptor activity; protein binding. Lineage: Eukaryota; Fungi; Ascomycota; Eurotiomycetes; Chaetothyriales; Herpotrichiellaceae. Gene Ontology annotation, biological process: post-translational protein targeting to endoplasmic reticulum membrane.